Molecule: messenger RNA, 1643 nt
Organism: Perognathus longimembris pacificus (Pacific pocket mouse)
Lineage: Eukaryota; Metazoa; Chordata; Mammalia; Rodentia; Heteromyidae
Product: melanoma antigen preferentially expressed in tumors-like
Exons: 4
Coding region: 283-1407 (374 amino acids)
Cellular component (GO): cytoplasm
Source: RefSeq, a predicted model, not a curated record
ACUCCUUGUUAUUCACUUUUCAGGAAGGCUAGAAUUAGUGAGAACAAAGUGGGACAGUGGUCAUUUCAUUUUCUUCAGCUCUGGGCCAGAUGUUUGUCCUGGUGUCAGUCAGUAGAGGCAUAGACCUGGUUUUAUGGCCACAGAAUGUAGAAGAUAAUUUGGCAGACUGAAUUUUCUCUGCUGUUUCCAGACCAAUGGCAUUGGCCCUGGAUUGAUCUCUCUGAAGGGAGGAAGAAAAUGCAGUUGUUCACACUUAGCCUGAGAAGUUAACUAAGUGCCUGCAUGUUUCCCCAGCAUUUUUUUCCCAACAGAUUCAUCAGGAUGAGUAUGUGUGGCCCACCAAGCCUCCUGGAGCUGGCUGUACAGAGCCUGCUGAAGGAUGAUGCUUUGGUCAUUGCUGCUCUGGAAGAGCUGCCUGUAGAGCUCUUCCCACCUCUGUUCAUGGCAGCCUAUACUGGGAGACACAAUGAGAGUGUGAAGAGGAUUGUGCAGGCCUGGCCCUUUGCCUACCUCCCUCUGGGGUCCCUGCUGAAGGAAGGGCAACCACACCAGGAGAACUUCCAAGCUGUGCUCAGUGGGCUCGAUGCCCUGCUUGCUGAAGACAUUUGCCCUAGGCAGGGGAAACUGCAAGUACUGGAUCUAUGUCAGAAAACUAUAUGGUCUGGUAGCAGGGAUGGCAUGUGCUCACUGUCCCAGGCCAUCCUGCCAUUGAUGAAGACACAGAUGUCCCAGUGUAGUUCUUGGGAGGAGGAGGAGCAGUUUGUGGAGACGUUCAGCUCUCAGUUGCUCAGUCUACAUCACCUCCAGGAGCUUCAUUUGGAAUCCAUCAGCUCUCUUGAAGGCUCCUUGUGCAGUUUGCUCAGGUGCCUGAGGAGCCCCUUGAAGAUCCUCUCUCUCACCAAUUGUCUGCUUCUAGAAUCAGACUUGAUGAAUUUGUCUAAGUGCCCCAAUACAAGACAGCUAAGGGGACUGUGUCUAAAUAGGGUUAUCCUGAUGGACAUAAGUUCUGAGACCCUGGAAGCACUGCUAGAGAAUGUAUCGAGUACCCUCCAGGUCCUGAGCCUAGAGGAAUGUGGGAUCAUGAACCUCCAACUCACUGCCAUUCUGCCUGCCCUGAGACACUGUUCCCAGCUCACAACCUUUAGCUUUUCUGGGAACCCCAUCUCCAUAAAUGUGCUGUUGCGAGUCGUUCGCCACACCAUUGGACUGACCAACUUAAGGCGUGUGCGGUACCCUGCACCACUGGAAUUUUAUGAGCAUGUUGGAGAUGGGUUGCUUGCUACCCUACAAGCCAAGCUGAUGCAGAUGCUACAAGAGUUGGGGCGGUCAGACAUGGGGUGGCUCAGUGGCAAACCCUGUCCUCAUCGUGAGUGGCCCUUCAGUGACCUGUGGCCCAUGCCCUGGUAGCAUCUACACAGGUAAGUAGCCCUAUCCACAGCUUUGGUCUGGACAUGUGGACACCGAAGCGUACAAAUCACAGAAGCCACAGUUACAAAGGACUGCUCAUGGUAAGCAGGAAAAGGAAAGAUGAUCAGGGAUGCGAGUUAGACAUUGACUUGGGGCAGUUUGGUCAUUGUCAAAAAUAUCCUAAGGCAUUACAAAUGAGAAUUUGAAAUUUUACAUGGGUAGGGUGAUGUAUAAGA